AUGAUGCUUAAACAGUUGAUCCGUCAAUUUUUUUCUAAUAAAUGUCAAUUAACAAGCCUUCGACUCGAUAUUGCUGAUGACAAUUCUCCUGUUAAUAUACAUCAAUGUCUAGUAUUAUCUUCUCAUCCGGUGUCAAAUUCGAUAUCGAGCAGAAUGCAACGUUGCUGUUUGACACUUCGACAUUUAUAUGUUUGUCUUAAAUAUACAUGUUUUCUUGAACAUCUUAUUGAACAUAUACCCAAUAUAGAACGAUUAUCAGUUACUUUUAAGCCACGGAUAGAUUUCGGAUCUCGAUCCAAGUCCAGUAUUGAAAAAUUAAUCAAAUCACAUGGGAACUGGUUUGAAAAGGUUCCAAAAUUGAAUUAUUUUACUUUGAAAACUUUCGCUAAGAAAGAUUUGGAAUUUGCCUAUUUGAAAUGGAUGCUCAACAAUUUAAAUCAUAUAAAAAAAUUCAAUCUCCAUCUUCAAAUUUACAGAAUGUAUUCGUCAUCAGAUAUACUGAUUCGGGAGCAUGUUGUUGAUGCAAAUUUUAUUCGUCAAUAUUGUUUACCUGAUAUCAUAAUCAAUUUAGCAGAUUUUCAAUUUUAUAUUGUUUCUGAAUGUCAAUUAUUAUCAAGUAAUAUCGAACAAAUAAAAAAUUCUUUUCAAGUUCAUCAAUUUUUUAAUGAUCACCAAUGGACAAAUGUAACUUGUUUCUAUGAUUCAUUGAUGUCGUAUCAACAUCUUUCCUCUUCUAAUGUUAAAACACUUCAAUUUAUGAAUGGUUUACAUUUUCAUGCAAGUAUUUUCUCUUGGCCACAUCUGCAAGAUAUUUCGAUUGAUUUACAUCCAUCUCUUUAUUUACUUCUUGAAAAAUUUGAUGAAAUGUAUCCUAAUGUUUCGCAUAUUAAAGUUUAUACAGAAUGCUAUCGAGAUAUGGAUCAGUCUGACUUGGCAGUGUCAUUAAGAGUUCCGUUCGAAAUAGGUCAACGUAAAGUGACUGAUAUUCAACUUCGCAAUGUAACAAGACUUGAUUUAGGAUUUUGUCAAAGUCCUAUGAUUAAAAGUCGUAAUACACCACUUGACAUAAAUAAAGCGCGAGCAAAAAUAUUCGCUCAAUUAAUUUCAAUGCCAAUUCAACUGAAGUAUCUUCUUGUUGAAAAAAUUGAAUGGCUCUAUCAUAUUAUUCAGUAUGCAUCGGAUGAAUUAAAGCAAAAUGCGUUGCGUUCUGUUCGAUGUGCUGAUUUUGGUAUUCCGAGUUGUCAUUACGGUUGUAACGAAUCCAUUCACACCGGGAAAAAUCUUAUGCCGUUUCUUACUACUCAUAUGCCUCAUUUACAAACGUUGCAUCUUUGGCGGCCAGAUGAUUUUCCUUGGACAUCUAUUCGACCAGGUAUUAAACCAGCCUGCUUUAAAUAUGUUAAUGUUUCCCGAUGGAUAGAAUCAUUACAAACAUCGGAGUCGAUUGCUGAACAUACGAAUGUUUUUGAACAAGAUCUUAGUCAAUUAAUUGAACGAUUAAAAGAAUUUGUGUUUCUUGAUAUUCACGGAAAAAUCGAUCCUGGAAAACUCGAGGCAUAUCGUACUAUGGCGGCAACAUGUUUUCCACAGAGUAGAAUCGAGAUCGGAUUAACAAGAUUUCGUCUUUGGAUGUAA
Messenger RNA from Rotaria socialis, 1635 nucleotides. Lineage: Eukaryota; Metazoa; Rotifera; Eurotatoria; Philodinida; Philodinidae. The record is from the annotation of a GenBank genome assembly.